This is a messenger RNA of Hydractinia symbiolongicarpus, 2738 nucleotides long. Its product is annotated as calcium homeostasis endoplasmic reticulum protein-like. Gene Ontology annotation, biological process: intracellular calcium ion homeostasis; RNA processing. Gene Ontology annotation, molecular function: RNA binding. The transcript is spliced from 18 exons. Bases 288 to 2507 code for a protein of 739 amino acids. Gene Ontology annotation, cellular component: perinuclear region of cytoplasm. The record is from RefSeq and is a predicted model, not a curated record. Lineage: Eukaryota; Metazoa; Cnidaria; Hydrozoa; Anthoathecata; Hydractiniidae.
AAAAUUUUAAAAUUUUCCAUUUUAACAGUCCUUAAAGGGCAGCAUCCAUAGCAAACUCAACCCACCAAGCCAGAAAUGUCAUUGCACAUGGUUACUUCAAAAGACAGUUAGGUUCUGAAAGUACAGACACUCCUGUUUAUCCUAUCCCAAGCGUUAAGUAUUCUGUUUCAAGCCUAAUAACUUAACAUGUCAGUAUAUGCUGUGCAUAAUCUUAACCAUUUUAUACUAUUUUUUUAUAAAGUGCAGUAUAUAAUGUGAAACAUUUGAUCUUCUGGUGAUGCUUGAAAAUGUCUGGAAUGAAAAUCCCUGAAGAUGAGGAGCAACGCAACAUUAUUGAUAAGCUUGCUAACUUUGUUGCAAGAAAUGGUCCAAAGUUUGAAGAAUUGACAAAAAGUAAACAAAGGGAGAAUGAGAAGUUUGCGUUUUUAUUUGGUGGAGAGUACCAUAGCUAUUACAAUUGGAAAGUUUCUCUAGAAAGAACUCAAGUUGAGGCCCAGAAACGUAUUCAAGGUAAUACACCCCAAAGUACACCAGCUUCAGUUCAGGCAUCCGAAGAGCCUGCAAAAAAAGUAACAGCAGAAUUUGAUUUGAAUGAAUUCCGAGAUUUACUACAAAAAUUAGUUUUAGCUUGUACAAAGGAUAACAUACAGAAUGGGAAAAAUUGGAUUGUCAACAACUGUAAGACAGACCAUCAACUAAAAUCUGCAUUUCAACUUCUGUUAUGGAGAAUGCUGGAAGAAGUUUUACCCUUUCAACAAAAACUACACAUUGUUUACUUGGCCAACGAUAUUCUUCAUCACAGCCGUAAGAAGGACCUUCCUCAACUCCUGGAAUCCCUGCAGGUUUACAUCUUACCUAUAGUUGCAAUAACACAUAAUGGCGAAUCAGCUGAGAAUCAGGGAAAACUAUCAAAAGUUUUGAAGAUUUGGGAUAACCAAAAAUUUUUCACAGAUGUCAUUCGAGAGAGGCUGAGCGAUCCAAAUUCCCUAUAUGACACUCAACUUGAUAUUAUCGAUCGUGAAAAAGGUGAAAUUCAGCAUGAAAAACGAAUCAAAGAAGAAAAAGAAAAAGAAGAGAUACAGAAAGAAGAACAGAAGCGGCAAGCAGAUAUCCAACAACAACAACAACAGCUACCGCCACAACAGCAGCAGCUACCACAACAACAACCGCCAACUCAACAACAACCUCGACAAGGGUUUGGUAUGUUUCAACGCCCUCCACCACAGGGAUUUAAUGGUCCUCCACAAGGCCAAUUUCAUCAGUUUGAACAGUGGAGAAAUCCACGCCCUCCACUGCGACCUCCAAAUAUGCAGCAACCAGAUCCAUACCAUUUUUAUGGUGGUCCACCGAGACAUCAACAACCACAUUUUGACCAACCCAGACCAGGCUUUCCCCCAUUUCAACAGGGUUUUGGUCCACCACGACCAGGACCACCAGGUCAGGAUGGACCAGGUCAACAAGGAUAUCCCCCUUUUGAGAUGCAACAACAACAAUCAUAUCACCCUCCUCCACAAGUUCAAACUUUUGAUUAUAGUCAUCAAAGUGUACCUGGCAUUGACCAAGGUGGUGGUGGACCACCUGCUCCUGUUACCUUCGAUUAUGAACAUGGCCGCGCACCAGUUCCAGACGGGGCUAAACCCAUGGAGGAUGUUCGUGAUCCGACCAUUCCACUGGCGAUGUAUUAUGAUCUACCUGCUGGAUUAAUGGUUCCUCUCGUUAAGUUAUGGGAUUGCGAGUAUAAGCCGUUAGACCCAAAAGACUUGCGUUUACCCAUUCCGCAGCCACCCAGCGAGCGUCUGCUUGCGGCUGUAGAAGCGUUUUAUGCACCACCUUCACAUGAUCGUCCCCGAGACAGCCAAGGAUGGGAAAAGAAUGGCUUGUUCGAAUUUUUCAAAGCCAAACUAAAAUAUAUGAAAGAUAAAGAGCGAAAACUUGAAAUUAUUGAACGAAGUCCAUCGCCUCCACCAAGCCCUGGCCAAACUCCAGAGUAUGAAGGAAGUCCACUUGUCAAAGAUGCGCCACCUCGCAGUAGGAGUGCUUCCAAAAGUCCCCCACCGCAGAGGCAACGUAGUCGAAGUCGUAGUCGCAGCAGAGAAAGACAAAAAAGAAGGUCACGCUCAAAGAGUCGUUCACGAAGCACGUCGAGAAGUCCAGGGAGGAGAAGAUCAAGCAAGUCCUACUCCAGGUCAAGAUCACGCUCAAAAUCACGAUCAAGAUCACCCAUACGAAGGAGUCCAACUCCUCCAGAAGGCUUUCUUGGAUUUGAAACACGAUCAUUGGAUUCGAGAAUUGAAGAGAGCAAUGUUGGACAUCAACUGCUAAAGAAAAUGGGUUGGGGAGGUCAAGGUCUGGGCAAGCAAGAAUCUGGUAUUGUUGAUCCGAUUAAACAAGGCGAAGUUCGUGAUAGACAGGAUAAAUUUAAGGGCGUUGGCGUUGAUAUGAACGAUCCCUUCGAUAAUUAUCGCAAGAACAAAAGCUACACGUACAGCAGACCGAGAAAGCGAUGAUCAUAAACAAUUAACGUUGCUCACACGGUUGUUGGUACGGUAAAAUGUACGUCAACCGAUAGAGCUGUGACUGGAUAAACGCCACGUAUAAAUCCACUUGAUAUUAUUGCGGAUGUAAAAGAAAUACAACAUGACGAAAUAUAAACAAUACUUGAUGAAGGGGCGCGUGUAAAAUCAUUAGUAGACAUUGUGUUUUUGUCUCUAGAAGACCUGAUCUGAUAUUUCGCUUUA